This is a messenger RNA of Saprolegnia parasitica CBS 223.65, 864 nucleotides long. RefSeq lists its product as hypothetical. The coding region runs from base 46 to 843 and encodes 265 amino acids. NCBI's taxonomy places the organism in Eukaryota, Oomycota, Saprolegniomycetes, Saprolegniales, Saprolegniaceae. The record is from RefSeq and is a predicted model, not a curated record. The transcript has 3 exons.
GCCGACUGGCUCACACUCUCACUUUGCCGUUGUAUCAGUAGUAGUAUGUUUGCACACCGCGUCCGCCUGCCGGGGCGUCUCUCGAUGCUUGCGUUAGCCCCGCGCCCGCGCAGUGCAUCGCUCGAGGCGGCCCCGCGCAAGACAUCGUACCCGGCACUGCGACCGACGAGCGCCACCGAGGGUCUCUCCCGGCUGCCGUCGCUGGACGAGGACGAAGACAUGGCGAUCCGGUACCUCGACGACGACGACGACGACGAUAUUCCAUACGUCGACCGGUUGUCGGCGUCGACGACGGUGCUGUCCUGGGACGACAUGGCCGACGCGACCGAUGUCGAGAUUGUGCGCGCGCGUGACACGUACUCGCCGCUCUCUCGGCUCUCGGAUAUAUAUAAGCUGCAGCACCUCUUGCUCUUGCAGAACGCGCCAGCGCGCAGCCAGCGCAGCUACUCGUGCAAUGACCUCCACGACACGAUCCGGAAGGUCGCGACGGAGCUCGUCGCGGCGUGGCGCGCGCGCGCGCGGAAUUCGGCGGUCGCGCCGUUUGAGUUUCAGCUCCUCGAGUGGGCCCAAGUGAUCUUUAGCUACGAAGUGCAAAUCUACGACGACCGGUGUCUGCGCACCAUGGACCAGCGCGGUAUGGAGAAGGAGCUACUGCACGUGCGCAAGAAGGUCGAGGGCAUUCACGCCCAGCUGAUGCUCGUCCAUGUCUCGGACCGCGCGGCCAAGCACCAAGCGACGACGUCGUCGAGCCACCUCCUCGAUCGCAUUCAAAAGAUUCUUCGCGACGUUGCGGGCACGCAUCACUUUCACCGGUCCGGCAAAGUCGAUUACAUGCAGUUGUAAUAUAUCCAUUCCGCCCGUCCA